AUGUCUGAAGUCAUCCCCCCCACCAAGACCGAGACCGAGACCAAGUCUCACGAGUCUCCCGCUCAGGUCAACAAGACUGAAGCUGUUGCUACGAUCCAGAACCCCAUCAAGACUACCGAUCCUUCGUCAGUCAGUGGUGAGGGCGUGACUCUUUCCUCACCAUCAGCUCCAGCCCACAUCAAGCAAGAUGACCACGUCACUUCUGCUGUAGACGGCUUUGAUGCCACUACUCCAGCAAGAGUCAGAAUCCCUCCAAAGUUCAGUGAGGAUGUCGAGAAAGAGAUUCGAACCAUGAUGAACAACGCCCGAAGCGUCAAAGACCACAACAUGUUCAAGACAGACGAAGAUGUCGUCAAGCUGGCCACCUUCACCACAAACUUGAUCCAGCUCAUGAACGCCGAAUACACCGCCAAGGAUGUCAUUGUUCGAGCCGUUGCUUACAUGCAAGGAGAAAGCCACCUCUCACCCUACCGUGCACUCAGCCAAGCUCAGAGAGACCGCAAAGCAGCUCGCCGUAAUACCAACAGUGGCCAAGGACCCCGAGCUCUUGUGGACCGCGGAAGCAAGCCACGAACCAUCAGCGACGCUGCCAAAUUGCCCCUUGAUGAUGUCAAGAAUGAGUCUGCAAUUGUGGAUGGACACCACUCGUCUGACGUUGAUACUACCAAGGCUAUUGCAUCUCCUUCCAAUGCAAGCUCCAACGCAGAAUCGACCGGCAAUGGCAACGGCUCUGACAAGGAGAAUGUAACUGGUAAGGGCUCUGGCUCACAUGCAGACAAGCCUAAGAAGAAGGGUUACUGGAAGGCUCGUCGUGAGGCACGCAAGAAGCAUGGUGAGGCUAAUGGACACAAGGAUGGUCAAGAUCAGCCAUCUGGAGCAGACAAUAGAAUGACUGCCGCAAAGGAUCAUACUGGCGAGACUGGCAAUGACAAGGCUACUGAGCAAACUUCAGGAACAGCUCAUCAGGAAAUUCAUGGAGGUGGUGUCGCCGUUCAGGCAUGA
This is a messenger RNA of Exophiala viscosa, 1002 nucleotides long. RefSeq lists its product as uncharacterized. The coding region runs from base 1 to 1002 and encodes 333 amino acids. The transcript has 2 exons. The record is from RefSeq and is a predicted model, not a curated record. NCBI's taxonomy places the organism in Eukaryota, Fungi, Ascomycota, Eurotiomycetes, Chaetothyriales, Herpotrichiellaceae.